AUGCUUCGCGAAAUAAACGAUGAUAGUCUAGUAGAUUAUACAUAAAUUAUACCUACGUUUAAUCAUUUAUUUUCAGGAUAUUAUAAUAAUAUAGGUAAUAAUAAUUACAUAUUUAACCUUAUGGAUCAUUUGAGAGAUAUGUAUUCUCUGUUUUUGCAACAUGUAGAUAAAGUUGACAAUGCCGACAAAGGACUUUUACGUUAUAAAUAAAUUAUCACUCCUUUAGAAAUUUAACCUUCUGAAAUAUACUACGCAAAUGAUCCUUAGAAAAUAAUAGUAUAUUAGAAUAGAGUAGAUAUAGAUAUGAGGAAAUUUAUUGAAAGACAAAUAAUUUUUAUGUAGAGAAUGAAUGGUGAAAAUUUUGCUUAACAUUAUUUACCUCAUGAAGAAUUUUACUUUAGGGUAGUUAAGAAUAAAUAGGAAGUAUAUGAUAUUAUUAGUAGAGCUUUUAUGAGAAAAAAGGAAUGGUUUGAACUUCCUCAUGGACUUUAAUUAAAAACUUCAUGGAAUUUACUAUGGACAUGGAGUAAGCCUUAAAUAGAUUUUAAUAAAUUAUUUUUUUUCCAGAAAGUAAAUCAUUUCCCUUUCAAUAAAAAUCUUGUCAGGAAAGAUUUGCUUAAAAAAAAUUUCGAAAGAAUUACUAAACUAGGCCCAAAAGCCUCACAUUUGUUUAAUAUACUUCCUUUAACUUUUGUUUUACCGAAAGAAUAUUGUUCAUUUUCAGAAAAGUUUUUCGAGGAAUAAUUGAAAGAAGGUGACCUUAAUAUAUGGAUAAUGAAGCCUGUAGGUAAAUCUUAAGGAAGAGGUAUUUAAUUAAUAAAUGAUAUUUCUUAAGUAAAUUAUGCUGAACCUAUUGUCGUUUAGAAAUAUAUGAGAGAUCCUUUAUUAUUGGAUGGGUAUAAAUUCGAUAUGAGAAUUUAUGUUUUAGUUACUAAUAUUAAGCCUUUAGAAGUUUGGGUAUAUAAUGAGGGAUUUGCAAGAUUGAGUACUGAGAAAUAUUGUGUUAAUUCCUAAAAUAUAAAAAAUAAUUAAAUGCAUUUGACAAAUUUUUCUAUUUAGAAAAAUUUCUAUGAUGUUAAUAAUGGGAAUAAUUAUAUUGGAGGAACUAAAAUUUCCAUGAAAAUGCUAUAAUAGAAGUUAAAGAUGAAGAAUAUUGAUUGGGGGAAAAUAUGGAAUUAGGUACAUGAGAUUGUUAUUAAGAGUAUUUUAGCUUGUAAUGUUGAUAUUCCUAACAACCCGAAUUGUUUUGAAAUUUUUGGGUAUGAUAUUAUUAUUGAUACGUCUCUAAAAUGCUAUUUAUUAGAAAUUAAUUCAUCUCCUAGCCUUGCCAGAGAAUUUAUUAUUGAUGAUUUGGUUAAAUAGUAAAUGAUUGAUGAUGCUAUUGAUCUUAUUCAACCUAUCUAGUUUGAUAGAUAGAGAUUAUUGGAAGUUUUAGAUAGAAGGAUAAGAGAAGAAUAGGGAAAUAAAA
Messenger RNA from Ichthyophthirius multifiliis, 1468 nucleotides. RefSeq names its product tubulin-tyrosine ligase family protein, putative. Gene Ontology annotation, molecular function: tubulin-glutamic acid ligase activity; tubulin binding. The record is from RefSeq and is a predicted model, not a curated record. The transcript has a single exon. Gene Ontology annotation, cellular component: cilium. Gene Ontology annotation, biological process: protein polyglutamylation; microtubule cytoskeleton organization. The annotation marks the transcript as partial. NCBI's taxonomy places the organism in Eukaryota, Ciliophora, Oligohymenophorea, Hymenostomatida.